This is a messenger RNA of Chlorocebus sabaeus (green monkey), 2034 nucleotides long. RefSeq names its product glycine N-acyltransferase-like protein 1. Gene Ontology annotation, biological process: L-glutamine metabolic process. NCBI's taxonomy places the organism in Eukaryota, Metazoa, Chordata, Mammalia, Primates, Cercopithecidae. Gene Ontology annotation, molecular function: glycine N-acyltransferase activity; L-glutamine N-acyltransferase activity. Gene Ontology annotation, cellular component: mitochondrion. The record is from RefSeq and is a predicted model, not a curated record.
UUUGGCCAGCGAGAGCGUCCCUCUCCAGGCUCCCCCCGCUCGAGGGCGUGCCCUUCCAGGCGGGAAAAGUUCAACUGAGAGAAACAGAGCUGUCUUCCCAGCACCUGUGAAUCCAGAGCGGUGGGCACCGGCACGUGCACUCUGUGGACAGAUUAUCCGGUUCUACUAGGGGGAAAUCCAGUCCCUGUUACUCCAUUUUGGCAAGAAAUUCAAGACAUUCCAUGUGGCAGAAUAAACUCAAUCCUUGUUUCUCCAUCUUAUCCACUAGUAGACAUUAGUUAUAUUCUCUUUGAACUCAUCAUGAAUUCCAUGAAGACUGAAGAAAACAAGUCAUUUAGUGCCACAGGAGAUGACCAGAGGACUAGACCUGAAGUUUCAAAGGGCACCUGGGAGAAUACGCAAACCUGGUGGAUGAAGGCAGAUCAGGGAAUAGGGGUUUGAAAGAGCAAUGGGACUGGUGCACUACUCUUUUCAAGGCCAGCAAACAAGGCAAGAACUAGAGAGACCACAAGUACAAGGCACGAGUGACCGAGAAGGUUAGCCAUCCUAGCAUCAUGCAGCUUGAAGAUUGUCCAGUAAACUAUGGUGUCAGAAGCAGGAUCUGAAGUGGAGCUUCCAGUAUCUCCAGGAGCACUGAGUAAACACGAAAGGUACCUGCAUGAUCCACUGUGUCCAUUGAUCUCUCACAGUGGCUGAGGAUCAUAGAGUUUCUUCUUGAAGGGCUCAAGGACUGAAGCAUCCCACAAUAUGAUCCUACUGAAUAACUCCCAGAAGCUGCUGGCCCUAUACAAAUCCCUGGCCAGGAGCAUCCCUGUGUCCCUGAAGGUUUACGGCUCUGUGUAUCACAUCAAUCACGGGAACCCCUUCAACAUGGAGGUGUUGGUGGACUCCUGGCCCGACUAUCAGAUGGUUAUUAUCCGGCCUCAAAAACAGGAGAUGACAGACGACAUGGACUCAUACACAAAUGUAUAUCGUAUAUUCUCCAAAGACCCUCAAAAAUCACAAGAAGUUUUGAAAAAUUGUGAGAUCAUCAACUGGAAACAGAGACUCCAAAUCCAAGGUCUUCAAGAAAGUUUGGGUGAGGAGAUAAGAGCGGCUGCAUUUUCAAAUUCAGUGAAGGUAGAGCAUUCAAGAGCAGGCCUCUUUAUUACAGAAGAUUUCCUGAAACUCCAUGCCUCCAAUAAAAGCAAGCUCGGAAGCUGGGCAGAGAUAGGCCAACCAGAUGAUGAAUUUGAGAGGAAAACUCCCAACUUUAAUUAUGCCCAGCUGGAUAUUUCUUAUUCCAGGCUGGUAAAUGACAAUUGGAAGCGAGGGAAGAAUGAGAGGAGCUUGCGUUACAUCAUGCGCUGCAUAGAAGUCCUGCCAGCAGCCUGUAUGCUCGGCCCAGAGGGGACCCCAAUCUCAUGGAUAACCAUGGACCCUUCUUGUGAAGUAGGAAUGGGCUACUGCAUGGAAAAAUACCGAAAGAAAGGCAACAUGGCACAGCUGCUGGUGCGACACCAGAAGUAUCUGUGUCAGAAGAAUAUACCAUUUUACGUCUCUGUACUGGAAGACAAUAAAGACUCCCGCAGAUCAGUGGGGUUGGCGGGUUACUUUGAGGCCCCCUGUGAGUGGCACCAAUGGACCUGCUACCCACAGAAUCUAGUUCCAUUUUAGACAAUGAAGCUGCUUAGCCAUCUUGGGCAAGCCAUCUCUUAAUAUUAAAGCAGACACCACAGAAUAGCUUUCUUCACUUACAAAUGUUGAUUGGGCAUUUAUGAUACGGCAGGAACUCUUUCGCACAUGGAGACUUGAUGUUAAAAGACACAGCCAUGCUCUUGAGGAGCUCACAGUCCAGGCUGGAGGCAGGGGAGGGUAUAGUCUUUAAAUAUGCUUAAGCGUUGUAGGGAAGGACGGGGUUACCAGUAAACAUGUCACCAGAAAGCCAGGCUCAGUUCUUACCUCUGGGAAUCAGAACUCUUUAUGUAACUUGGUUGAUAGAAUCUACUAUCUGGAAGAUAAAUGAAGAACUUUAAUAAAAUUGUCAAUAGAAUA